CUCAGCAGGUAGCACCAGAUCAUGGAAGGAAAUCAGACCCAGACUGAAUUCAUCCUGUUGGGAAUUACAGACAGCCCUCUUGCGCUGACCCCUCUGUUUGUGUUGUUUCUGUUGAUUUACAUUGUCACUCUGGUGGGGAACUUUGGCAUUAUCAUCUUGGUUCGGGUGUCUCCCAGCCUCCACACCCCCAUGUACUUCUUCCUCACCCAUUUUGCCUUCAUUGACAUCUGCUAUUCCACAGUCAUCUCCCCCAGGUUGCUGGCAGACCUGUUAUCAGAGGACAAAACCAUUUCUUUCUCUGGCUGCAUGAUGCAGUUCCUCACCUUUGCUUUCUUUGCUAUUAGUGAGUGUCACCUGCUGGCCAUGAUGGCCUAUGACCGGCACGUUGCUAUCUGCCAGCCCCUGCUUUAUGUGACCAUCAUCUCCAGACGCGUCUGCUGGCAGCUGGUAGCAUCAUCCUACUUAUUUGCCUUCCCCAGUGCCAUCAUCUUCACAUGGUGCGUGUUUGGAGGUUCCUUCUGUGGUCCCAACCGCAUUGACCACUUCUUCUGCGACGUCGUCCCUGUGCUAAAGCUCGUGUGCUCCGACAUGCACAACAGCGAACUGAUGGCCUGGGAAAACUGGACUACGGUGACAGAGUUUGUUUUCAAGGGGUUCACAGAUUGCCUCGACUUCCAGGUUACCCUCUUUGUGCUUUUCCUGCUCAUCUAUGUCACCACCGUGAUAGGAAACCUUGGCAUCAUUGCUGCAGUCUGGCUUGAUUCCCAGCUUCAGAGCCCCAUGUACUUCUUCCUCAGCCACUUGUCCUUCUUGGAUCUGUGCUACUCCUCCGUGGUGACACUCAAAAUGCUGCUGAACCUCUUGUCUGAAAGGAAGACUAUUUCUUUUGCUGGCUGCUUCCUACAGCUCUAUAUCUAUGCUGCUUUUGCAGUCACAGAGUGCUACCUCCUGGCUGGGAUGGCAUAUGACCGCUAUGUUGCCAUCUGCAACCCUUUGCAUUACCCCAUCCUCAUGACCAAGAAGGUCUGUGUUUCCCUCUUAGCUGGGUCCUAUGCAGUUGGGCUUUUUAAUUCAACCAUCUUCACAGGCUUUGCAUUGAGGGUGCUCUUCUGUGGCCGCAAUGUCAUUGACCACUUCUUCUGCAAUGGGCCACCACUCUCAAAGUUGGCUUGCUCUGAUACUUCCCUCAACCAAGUGUUGCUGUUUGCUUUUGGGGGCUUCAGUGAGGUCGCCACAAUAUCAGUCAUCCUCAUCUCCUAUGGCCACAUCCUCUUCACCAUCAUGAGGACAGGCUCUGUGCUGGGCAAAGCUUUUGGUACCUGUGAAUCCCACCUAGUGGUUGUCACCAUCUUCUAUGGGACCCUUAUCUUCAUGUACCUACGGCCCAGCUCCAGCUACAACCUGGGCAGGGACAAAAUAGUUUCUGUCUUUUACACCACGGUGACCCCAAUGUUGAACCUUUUCAUCUACAGCCUGAGAAACAAGGAGAUAAAGAGUGCUCUGAAGAGAACAGUGGGGAGAAUGAUUAUUUCCCUGCCAAAGUGGUAAAUGGUUUGUCACUUAGACAGUGAUGGGAGUGGGGUUGGUGUUUUUUGAGUCUUUUUGAG
Messenger RNA from Pezoporus occidentalis (night parrot), 1607 nucleotides. Its product is annotated as olfactory receptor 5AR1-like. The record is from RefSeq and is a predicted model, not a curated record. Gene Ontology annotation, cellular component: membrane. The coding region runs from base 22 to 1548 and encodes 508 amino acids. Gene Ontology annotation, molecular function: odorant binding; olfactory receptor activity; G protein-coupled receptor activity. Lineage: Eukaryota; Metazoa; Chordata; Aves; Psittaciformes; Psittacidae. The transcript is spliced from 2 exons. Gene Ontology annotation, biological process: sensory perception of smell; G protein-coupled receptor signaling pathway.